AUGAGUGUUCAGUUGAUUGAUUCUAAAAUCAUUAAAGAGACCCAGGAAUCGUUGGGGAAAAUUAUCAAGAAGCCUCCAAUGACUGACAAGCUGCUCAGCAAACCCCCAUUUAGAUUUCUUCACGAUAUCGUUAUUAAGACGACUGGCUUCAUGGUUGGCUUAUUUACCGAUGCUGAAAUGAAUUCAGAUAAUGUCAAGGAAAAGGAUUCAAAAAUAGCUUUUUUGCAAAAGGUCAUUGAUAUUGUUUCAUUGGUGAAUGAUACAACUAUCUCAGUCAAGCCAUCAAAAAUAAUAGCUGGCAAUGAUCCAGAAAAAACUAAUGAAUUGCUUCAAUUACUAGCCAAGGCUAUAAAUAAAAAACAUAGCAUCAGCAAACACAAAAAACGAACUCGCAGUGGCGAGAGAGAUAGAGAAAAAAAAUCUCACAAAGAACAGGAGGAAACGAAAGAUCAAGAUAGAGCUGGUCAUGAAAAAAGCAGACACAAAGAUAAAAGAAAGCACAAAUCAGAAAAUGAAGCAGAACUAACUGCUCCUCAAGACACGAAGGAAAGUAGUUCAACCAGCCAGGAAAUGAAGGUGAAAGAUAAAAAGAGGCAUAAAUCAGAAAAUAUAACCGCGGAAAAUGAUAAGUUAAAUGCCUCCGAUUCAUCGAAAAACAACAAUCAUGGAGGGAAGAAAAGAAAUAAAACAGAUGAAAAUGAAAGAUCUGAACAUCGUCAAAAAGAUAUUUCUUCGGAUUUUAUUGAAACGCCUCAUAAAAAAGAUCGUGAUCUGAUGACGAAAGAUAUUGAUAAAAUUCAAACCCUCAUGCAAUCAUCUACAAGAAACAUCAAUCCGCUAGGCAAAACGCUCGAUUUUUUGCAAGAAGAUAUGGAUUCAAUGUUGAAAGAAUUAAACAAUUGGAAAGAAGAAUGCAAAAAACAUCGACAGGAAUUUUUAUCAGAACAGAGCAUUUCAAUAGCUUCACUGGAACCACUGAAAUCUCAAUUAAAAGAAGUUAAUGCCAGUAUCUUUCAACAACUUGAUUUAAUUGCUACUGUCAAGAACAAUAUUCUAGAAAACGAUAAAAAAAUAUCACAAAUACUGACAUCUAUAAUAAAAAAUUAA
Messenger RNA from Helobdella robusta, 1107 nucleotides. RefSeq lists its product as hypothetical. The coding region runs from base 1 to 1107 and encodes 368 amino acids. Gene Ontology annotation, molecular function: microtubule binding. Gene Ontology annotation, biological process: intraciliary transport; cilium assembly; regulation of microtubule cytoskeleton organization. NCBI's taxonomy places the organism in Eukaryota, Metazoa, Annelida, Clitellata, Rhynchobdellida, Glossiphoniidae. The transcript has 7 exons. The record is from RefSeq and is a predicted model, not a curated record. Gene Ontology annotation, cellular component: centrosome; ciliary basal body; axoneme.